Messenger RNA from Diabrotica virgifera virgifera (western corn rootworm), 4971 nucleotides. RefSeq names its product DNA replication complex GINS protein PSF2 (gene Psf2). The transcript has 3 exons. Gene Ontology annotation, biological process: double-strand break repair via break-induced replication; DNA replication. Gene Ontology annotation, cellular component: nucleus; GINS complex. The record is from RefSeq and is a predicted model, not a curated record. Bases 73 to 672 code for a protein of 199 amino acids. Lineage: Eukaryota; Metazoa; Arthropoda; Insecta; Coleoptera; Chrysomelidae.
GUUUGACGUAUUUGUCGAAUAAAUAGCGGGAGGCGGGAACAUAUUUUGUAAAAAUUGUAAAGCACAAAAACAAUGGAUCCAGAGGAGAUAGAAUUUUUAGCAGAAAAGGAGUAUAUUACAAUAAUACCUACAUUUAAUAAUGCUGUCAUUCAUCUAAUAACUGGUGAUGUAGGCCCAUUUCGAGCUAGCAUUCCAACUAGGGUGCCCCUUUGGAUGGCAGUGACAUUAAAACAACAACAGAGGUGUAAAAUUCAGCCCCCAGAUUGGAUGACUGUGGAAAAGUUAGAGGAAAUAAAAGAGGACGAAAAACAGUCAGCAAAUUUCACAAAAAUGCCAAGUGACCAUUACAUGGUAGAAGCAAAAGUGCUUUUAGAUUGUGCAUCUGAUGAUAUUCCUAAAGCGGAUGAAGUAAGAACUGUUAUAAAAGAUAUAUGGGAUAUCAGAAUGUCAAAAAUUAGAUCUUCAGUGACAAAGUUGGUGAAAAACAGUGAAUUUUAUGCUGCUGUAGAUAAUUUAACAGUUAUGGAAAUUAAUUCAAUGCGACCAAUACUCCCACAUGCUUUAGAUCAAUUAUACAGAAUCAAAUCAAGCAGAAGACUGAAAGCUUCCCAAAACUCUUCAAAUUUAUCAUCAUAUUUAAGAAGAUCGACAUCUUUCAAUUUCACAUCUUAAUGUUUUUUUUUAUUGUACAUAGAAAAUAAUUGUAAUGUGAUAGCUAAGGUAUGGUAAAUUUUACAUAUAUCGCCCAUCUGGAAGAAAAGUGACACAACUCAAAAAUGCAUAAUUCCAGUUAUCUUGUUAAAUUGACUCUAAAUAUCGUAUACUUUUACCAGGAAAAAUGUCACAUAGAUGUUUACUUCCAACCUCGGAAGAUGUCGGUAGUGUCAUUAUUCCUUUGGCAGUAAAAUGAAUAUUUUUAUUGUGGAACAAUGACACUUUUCAGUUAUGCUCUGACAUUCGACUUGAACAUAUUGUUAUUUUAUCACAAAAACCGUUGUAUUUCGAGAAGUGUCCUAGGUAUUUUUGUUUAAUUUUAAAAAAUUUGACCAAUAUUUUAAAAGAAAAGUGACAUAAUUCAAAAUUUUGAUCUUUUUCCUUGUUAAAUAAGAUAUCGCGGUUUUUUGGUUUUGCCUCUUACACAAUUAGAAACAUUCAUUUAUCCAUAUGCUUCGUUUUUAAUUUAGAAAUUUUAUCACCUUUUAAAACUUACAGUUAAAUUAAGAUCUAAAAAAUCUAUUUUGUCUCCCCUAAAAGAAGUUGUUUUUUGAGUUGGGACACUUUUUCCGGUUGAGCGAUAUAUACACCUACCUACUAUACCUAAAUUUCACAGUUAUCGAGGAUAUUUAGCUUUAAAUGGACUAUACAUUAAAUGUUAGUACACUUGAGAGCAAAAUAAUCGACUCACUUGCUGAAUAAUUGUACACGUGGAAUUUCCUAAACCUGUUGUCCGAUUUGAGUGAUUUUUUUAGUAUGUUGUAGCCUUAUUAUUUAAGAAAAUCGAUGUAAUAUUAUUGUUGCUAUACAUGUAAAGGUCAUUUUAUACCGGGUGUAAUAAUCAUACUGUGUUUUUUCUUAAAGUUCGGAACACCCUGUGGAGUAUUCUAACAUAUUAUAAAAAAUAUUUAAAUUAAAAUUAAAUUGUAGGCUUAGGCUUUAUUAACAUUUUUUUUGACUGAUUUGCUUAUGUUGCAUAAUAAAAAAGUUAGAUACGUUUAAGAAAAAAACACCCUAUGAUUGUUACACCCGGUAUAAAAUGACCUUUACCUGUCUAGCAAUAAUAAUAUUACAUCGAUUUUUCUUAAAUAAUAAGGCUGUAAUAUACUACAAAAACAGUCGAAUCGGACAACAGGUUUAGGAAAUUCGAGCCUUCUAACGUGUACAAUUCAGCAAGUGAGUCGAUUAUUUUGCUCUCAAGUGUAUAAUAUGGACCGCGUUAUGUAAUAACGGAUUAACCGCCAAAAGUCCAAAAUCGAGAUAAUAGUGCCAUCUUGCAGCUAGGGUGCAAAUCUAUGUAUAAAAAUAUGUUUUUUGUAAAAAAAUUAAAAAAAAAAGCUGUUUUUAAAUGCCUGUAUUAAGCGACAUUUUUUAUUUUCUUAAAAAAAAUCCCACACUAGGAUUUGUAAUAUCGAACUAAACGCCAAUAAUGGUACAUAAUCCAUUGUCAUAAACAAAAAUCCGCAUCUUUGUAAGUGUAAUAACGAAUCAAGCGCCACGAAUAGUCGGUUAAUUCUUUAUUACAAACCAUAACAUAUUUACUAACGUUAAAGAUAUCGAAUUAAAAGACAUCCUUUGUAAGGUAACAUCAGAUUAAGCGCCAAAUAUGUCUCCUAAUCCGGUAUUCGGAUCUUAACCCAUGCAUAUCUUAAAAAAUCAUUAACGAAUUAAGCGACAUUUGAUCGAAUAACUUUUAAAAUAUAAAUUAUUUUUAAAAAAUUUUAAACACAUGUAAAAGUCUAUUUACAUUUGCAUUAAUAUAUUAAAUAUGAAACAUGUCAGUACUAUAUUUUAGAAAUAGUACCAAAAACAAAUUUAAAAUCUUUAAACCGAUUUAUCUCAAAACUACAUUUUGGCGCUUAAUCCGCUAUUACAUAACGCGGUCCAUAUUCAUUUGUAUUACAUAGCGCGCCAUGGAAAUUUUAGUUGACAAUCCUCAAAAAUGUAAAUCUAAAUGUAUAGGGCUUUUCAUCGAUUGCCAUUUGUUUCGAACUUCUGUCAUAUGUUGUAUAAUCUGUGUAUAAUAUUAAUAUACACGGAUUAUACGACAUAAUAUGACAGAAGCUCGAAACAAAUGACUGUGAAUAAAAAGCCCUAUAUGAUUUGCACGAACUGAAUACAUACUAUCAAAUAAAAUUUGCAUGGCCGACUGUGCAAUAAUAAUCAGAAUAUAAACAUUUAAUAUUUAUAUACAUUAAAAGUCCAGAGAAAUAAGAUUUUUCUCGUGACACAUCCCCCUUCAUGCCGAAACCAAAUUUUUUGAGUAGUAUGAACAUCUAUAUUAAUAACCUAUAUGUUUCCUGCAGCUGAUUUUGAUGAUAUACAUAGUUAUAAACAAAUGGAAAUAAAAAAACGGUAAAUUUUCGCUUUUUUCGUCUAUUACUAAAAAGUGAAGCAUUCUAAACAAAUUUGAGAAUAAGAAAAUCAUAAUUCAUAUAAAAAACUUCAAUAUGGCGUUCGCUGAAUAUCUCUAUCCUUAUUUGUUGCUUAUAAAAUUGCAAAAUAAGUCAUAAAUGAACCUUCUUAUUACACGGAAUGCUGAGACUUCUUGUGCUUAAAUUAUAUUUUAAAUUUCAAAGCAUUUGGUCAAAUAGUUUAAAAGUUAUUUAAUUUGUUAAUCCCAAAUUCAUUUUUUGCAACACUAUAAGUCAGAAAAUUAUGAGGUUACAGUAAUACUUCGGACAGUUUAUGAAAGAAGAACAUUUAUACUGUUAACUUAAUUUAAAAAAAGUAAUUUUAAACAGUGUAAAAUUAUUUUGCAAAACAUGUCGAUUUUUGCUUACAUAUAACAAUUAGAAUAACUUUUUAACCGUUACCCGUAAAAAAAUUAUUUUUUCAUAUUUAGAAAGACUGAAUUUUUAUACACAUGUAGAAAGAAAAACAAUUGUCCUAGGACAAUUAGGGACCAAGAUAGCCCCCUUUUUUAAUUUACAUGUUCUUGCAAAAUAAUUUUGCAAUAUUUAGAAUUAUUUUUUGUAAUUUUUUUUUAAUUAAAUUAAUAGUGUAAAUCUUCUAAUUUAAAAAAAGUAAUUUUAAACAGUGUAAAAUUAUUUUGCAAAACAUGUCGAUUUUUGCUUACAUAUAAACAAUUAGAAUAACUUUUUAACCGUUACCCGUAAAAAAAUUAUUUUUUCAUAUUUAGAAAGACUGAAUUUUUAUACACAUGUAGAAAGAAAAACAAUUGUCCUAGGACAAUUAGGGACCAAGAUAGCCCCCCUUUUUUAAUUUACAUGUUCUUGCAAAAUAAUUUUGCAAUAUUUAGAAUUAUUUUUUGUAAUUUUUUUUUAAUUAAAUUAAUAGUGUAAAUCUUCUAAUUUAAAAAAAGUAAUUUUAAACAGUGUAAAAUUAUUUUGCAAAACAUGUCGAUUUUUGCUUACAUAUAAACAAUUAGAAUAACUUUUUAACCGUUACCCGUAAAAAAAUUAUUUUUUCAUAUUUAGAAAGACUGAAUUUUUAUACACAUGUAGAAAGAAAAACAAUUGUCCUAGGACAAUUAGGGACCAAGAUAGCCCCCCUUUUUUAAUUUACAUGUUCUUGCAAAAUAAUUUUGCAAUAUUUAGAAUUAUUUUUUGUAAUUUUUUUUUAAUUAAAUUAAUAGUGUAAAUCUUCUUCUUUCAUAAACUAUCCAAAGUAUUACUGUAACUUCAUCAUUUUCUGACUUAUAGUGUUGCAAAAUUAAUUUGGGAUAAACAAAUUAAAUAACUUUUAAACUAUUUGACCAAUUGCUUUGAAAUUUAGGGUAUGAUUUAAGCACCAGAAGUCUCAGCAUUCCGUUUAAUAAGAAAGUUCUAAGUUAAUUUUUACAUAAGUUAUGAAUAUUUAUAAAAACUCAAAAUUUAUGAUUUAUUUUGCAAUUUUCUAAGCAACCAAUAAGGAUAGACAUAUUCAGCGAACACCAUAUUGAAGUUUUUUAUACGAUCUAUGAGUUUCUUUCUCUCAAAUUUGUUUAAAAUGCUUAACUUUUUGGUAAUAGACGAAAAAAGCGAAAAACCGUUUUUUGAUCUUCAUUUGUUUAUAACUAUGUAUAUCAUCAAAGUCGGCUGCAGGAAACAUAUAGGGUAUUAUUAUAGAUGUCCAUACUACUCAAAAAAUUUGGUUCGGCCUGGAGGGGGUUGUGUCACCAACAGGAUAUUUUUUUUCCUCAUUUCUCUGAACUAACAUCUCAAUAACUGUUAUAUUGAUUUAGGUUUAGGUAUAUACAAUUUUUUAUAAUUUUACCGUAUUAAUUAUUAAUAAAUUGAUGAAUAUUCUUUAUAA